GAAAGCGAGGAAAGGGCGGAAGCUGACGAAGCUAAAGAGCGGCUUACCAUUAGGAAGGUGGAAUUGGAGGAUAUGAUUAGCGAAAUGAGUGCGAAACUUGAUGAAGAUGAAGAGCAACUUGAGAAGCUCUCUGUGGAGAAAAAGAAAUUACAGGAGACUGUCAGGGACUUGGAAGAACAGCUGGAGGAGGAAGAACAAGCAAGACAAAAGUUAAUGUUGGACAAGGUGAAUGUCGAUCAGAAAUGGAGGAAGUUGGAAGAAAAGCAUGCCGAAUUAGUUGAUGCAUAUGACAAGCUAAUGAAAGAAAAAAAGAACAUGGAGGACCGAACUGCGCAGCUUUCUAAGCAGGUGUUAGAAGAGGAGGAGAAGGCGAAACAUAUAGGGAAGCAAAGGUCGCGAAUUGAAGGGCAGUUUCAUGAAUUGGAGCAAGAAUUACAGAAGGAAAAGAAUGCCAGAUUAGAACUUGACAGGCUUAAAAGAAAAUUGGAUGCAGAAAUGGAUGAGCAGAAGGAGUCCGAUGAAGACAGCGCGAACAAUGUUUCACUCCAAAAACAGAUCAGAGAGUUAGAAUCACAGUUAGAUGAAAUAAAAGAAGAUUUAGAAAAUGAGAAGGUUUUGAAAGCUAGAGCUGAAAAAACACGAAGGGAGCUCAAUGACGAAUUGGAAACCUUACGAAAUGAAUAUAUUGAUGCAACUGAUAAAACCGCCGUUUCACUUGAGAUCCAGAAGAAAAAGGAUGAAGAAUUACGAGACCUUAAACUCGCUCUUAACUCGGCUGUCUCAAUUGGAGAAGCGAAAAUUGAGGAACUUAAGCAAAAGUACCAGCGGCAAGUUGAAGAGCUUACCGAACAGAUUGAACAGCAAAGACGUUUGCGAGCUCAAGUAGAAAAAUCUAGAACAGUGCUAGAUGCGGAAAAAACCGAAGUCGUGAAUGAACUUACGGCCUUACAGACGGCUAAAGCAGAAUCUGAAAAGAAAAGGAAGCAGGCAGAUGCUGUUGCUCUCGAACUCCGAGCACGUUUGGCAGAAUAUGAAGCAAGCGAGUCUGAUGCACGACAGCAGCUUUCUAAGACACAAAAUGAACUCGAGUUGCUUACGAAACAAAAAGAAGAUGACGAGCAAAACGUCUCGGCUUUGAUGAAACGGAUUUCCUUGCUGGAGCAGGAGUUAACGGAAGUGAAGGAUCAGCUUCAGAAUGAAACGAAGCAUAAGCUUGCAACGCAGACUCGUGUACGGCAGCUUGAAGAUGAACUUGCUGAGUCUCUUGAGUUUAGAGAGGAACUUGAGUUCAAGAAGGCCGACUUCGAAACGCAAAUAGAAAACAUGAGAGCAGCUCUUGCGGAAGCUCGUAGGAAGUCGGAUGAGGGAGCCUUGCAACAAAUGGAAGAGUUGAAGAAAAAAGCUCAGAAGGAUUUAGAAGGUGCACAGAAAAUGUUGACUGAGAUGGAAGUAGCCAAGGAGCGUGCGGAACGGUCGAAAAAGAAACUGCAGCAGGAAGCAUGUCUUUUUUUCAUAUCGAUCUUGAUGGAUGCUGAUAAAUUCAAAUAUAUAUAUUUUGAAGCACUCGCGACUCAUGCUCGCGACUUAGAAAGGAAGCAGCGGCGCUUUGACCAAGACCUAGCAGCUGAAAGAGCUAAUGUACAGAAGAUGUGCAACGAACGAGAUGCACUGGCUCAGGAGUCACGGGAUAGAGAAACAAUAAUUUUAUCUUUGAAUAAUGAUAUUGAAAGUCUUCGGGGUGAACUGGAGGAGUCUGAGAGAGCAAAAAGAAUGUUGCAACAGGAGCUUGAUGAGUCGGCGCUAAAAACAGAUCAGGAAAGACAGUUGGCGGCUAAAGAGCAGGAAGCAGAAGAAAAGAGAAAGUCAUUGUUGAAGCAGAUCCGUGACUUAGAGGACGAGCUUGAAACAGAACGUCGAAGCAAGAGUGGUGCUGUCUCCCAGCGAAAGAAAGUGGAAUCGCAAAUGGGUGAACUUGAGCAGCAGCUGAAUGUGGCUAAUCGGUUAAAGGACGAUUACAAUAGGCAGUUAAAGAAGUUUCAGCAGAUAACAAAAGAGCUGCAGUAUGAUGCAGAAGAAACACGGCAAGCCAAAGAGGAACUAGCUACAACAUUGAGGGAUGUUGAACGGAGGCUUCGGUCUAUGGAAUCAGAAAAUACGCGUCUUAUCGAGGUAAAUGAGGACUUACUUAAUCAGAAGAGGCAACUAGAGGCAGAAAAAGACGAACUUGAGGAAAUGCAGGGUGCGGAAGGUGAUAUGAGUGCUGAAGAAAAAAGAAGAUUUGAAGUUAAAAUUGCAUCUUUGGAGGAAGAAUUAGAGGAGGUGCAGAGCAACUGCGAGGUUGCGUUGGAUAAACAAACGAAAGCUCAAUCACAAGUCGAACAGCUUACGACUGAGCUUUCGUUUGAGAGGUCUGUAUCGCAGAAAUUGGAGGGCGAGAAACAGACCCUUGAGAGGACUAAUAGAGACCUAAAAGAGAAGAUUGCUGAGUUGGAAACAUCUGCUCAAAUGCGAUCCAGGGCGCAGAUUGCCGCACUUGAAGCCAAGAUACAGUUUUUGGAGGAACAAUAUACUGCAGAAGCUCAGGAAAGAGCAAACAUUUCUCGUCAGUAUCGGCGUGUUGAAAGAAGGCUCUCAGAAGCACUAAUUCAAGUAGAAGACGAGCGUCGAAAUACUGAGCAGCAUAAGGAACAGGCUGACAGAGCUAAUGUUCGUGCGCGUCAGCUGCGGCGUCAGCUAGAUGAAAUUGAAGAGGAAAUGUCUCGUGAACGAGUAAAGUCUCGCAACUUACAACGAGAGAUAGACGACUUGACAGAGGCGAAUGAAUCGUUGCUGCAAACGAAGAACUUGAGAAGACAACCGAGGCCGAGCCGGGAUAAUUUUAGCGGAUCAGAUGCGACAGACGAUUUGAAACGUGGUACUCCGUUGAAGGAGUAA
Enterobius vermicularis (human pinworm) is the source of this 2934-nucleotide messenger RNA. The record is from the annotation of a GenBank genome assembly. NCBI's taxonomy places the organism in Eukaryota, Metazoa, Nematoda, Chromadorea, Rhabditida, Oxyuridae.